GCGGUCCACGCUCGCCGCCCGGAGCCGUGCGCCUGCCUGCCCGCGGGGGCUCGGGGCGCCAGGUGCGGUUCUAAAGAAAGCAAGGAAAGACGCACAAAGGCGAGUGCUUAGCUUGCUUCGGCGCUGUUAGCCGAGCCUGAGACCCACAGAUUCCAGUUGAGAUCACCGUGGCAGCCAGACCCUUCCUUCCUCACGAGGAGCAGCCCUUCUUAUCAACAGCAACAUUGACAGGACCUGUGUUUUGGAAAAGGACCGAUGGCUUUGGGCCUGGGUUGGAGAGCAUUUGCACCAUUUCCCAUGAACCACUGUGGUGUCUUUCUGAAAGCUGUGAGAAGCAAUGGUCUUUCCUUGUUUCCUUGGGGCCAGUCCCCUUGGAGAGGAACUGGAAGCUUUUUGGACCCUGAGAUGAAAGCUUUCCUGGAGGAGAACACAGAAGUCACCAGCAGUGGCAGCCUCACCCCUGAAAUCCAGUUGCGGCUUUUGACGCCCAGAUGCAAGUUCUGGUGGCAAAAAGCUGACCUGUGGCCCUACAGCGAACCUUACUGGGCAAUCUACUGGCCAGGAGGCCAGGCCCUGUCUAGGUAUCUUUUGGAUAAUCCUGAUGUUGUUAGAGGAAAGUCUGUGUUAGAUCUUGGGAGUGGCUGUGGAGCUACAGCUAUUGCUGCCAAGAUGAGUGGGGCAUCGAGGAUCUUGGCCAAUGACAUAGACCCUGUUGCAGGAAUGGCUAUCACACUGAAUUGUGAGUUGAACCAACUGAAUCCUUUUCCCAUUUUAACCAAAAACAUUUUGGAUUUGGAACAAGAUAAGUGGGACCUUGUUGUGCUUGGAGAUAUGUUUUAUGAUGAAGACCUUGCAGACCAUCUUCAUCAAUGGCUGAAGAAUUGCUUUUGGACCCACAGAACUCGAGUACUGAUUGGUGACCCUGGGCGACCCCUGUUCAGUGGACAUAGCAUUCAACAUCAACUGCACAAAGUGGUAGAAUAUUCACUUCCAGAGCCUACUAGGAGGGAAAACAAUGGAUUGACAACAAGCACAGUAUGGGAUUUUCAGCCUUGAGUUGUCCAAGUGCUUCCAGUAUGAAUAUGGCUAUGUUUGGGUUUAACCCUAAAAGACCCUCCAGUUUAAAGCAUGUAGCAUCUCGUUUCCAAAAUAUGAAGUCUUAAAGUUUUGUCAGCUGUUGUCCUGUAACUCAUUCUGCAUUAUGCCAAAUAUACAAAUGUCUACCUGCAAUUUUCUGGUUUUACUGCUUAGAAUUCUAGAAGGCAAUACCAAAAUGGUAGCAACAUGUAAUUUAAGUAGUAGAGAGGAAUGAGAAAGUGUAGGCGAAGUCUGUUUCUGUAGUUGAGGACAACUAUGUGAUGGGUCUUCGAAUGAGACACAAUGCAAAAUAGAGUACUGUAUUUCAAAAAAAAUGACCUGUAAAGAUCAGAACUGGACUUAGUAUGGUAGAGAGUACGUGAGCUUUGGAGUCAGGCAACUCUGUCACUUUCCAGUUGGGACUUUAAGCUAGUUAAGCUCUCUGAGCUUUAACUUCUUCAUCUAUAAAACUGUAACAAACCUAAUAAACCUCACCUCAAGGCUAUUAUAUUAAAUGAAAGUAUAAAGUGCCUCAUACAGUAUUUAGUACAUAAUAGGACCUCAACUGACAGUUGUGGAUAAAAAUGAAGAUUUUUAGAAUUUCAUAUAUACUGUGACACCUUUUGAUGUCUCUUUAUGGUUCACUAAGGUUAGCUAGAAAUUGGUUAUGUGGGGUGCCUGGGUGGCUUAGUCAUUAAGCAUCUGCCUUUGGCUCAGGUCAUGAUCCCAGAGUCCUGGGAUGGAGCCCCGCAUCAGGUUCCCUACUCCACUGGGA
This is a messenger RNA of Ailuropoda melanoleuca (giant panda), 1852 nucleotides long. It is a transcript of the gene ETFBKMT, whose product is annotated as electron transfer flavoprotein subunit beta lysine methyltransferase. The coding region runs from base 256 to 1056 and encodes 266 amino acids. Gene Ontology annotation, molecular function: protein-lysine N-methyltransferase activity. The transcript is spliced from 4 exons. Lineage: Eukaryota; Metazoa; Chordata; Mammalia; Carnivora; Ursidae. Gene Ontology annotation, biological process: peptidyl-lysine trimethylation. The record is from RefSeq and is a predicted model, not a curated record. Gene Ontology annotation, cellular component: mitochondrial matrix.